Molecule: messenger RNA, 651 nt
Organism: Lactuca saligna
Lineage: Eukaryota; Viridiplantae; Streptophyta; Magnoliopsida; Asterales; Asteraceae
Source: the annotation of a GenBank genome assembly
AUGAAAAAGGAUAGAUUACCGGCUAUUACAUUCAGUUUAGCCCUAAGAAACGUGAUAAUGGAGACAGUAGAUGACUUCGAUACCAUUGACGUGGAAUUGGAUGAGUUUUUCAAACACAAACAAAGAAGUCGAUGCAAAGAUGAGUUCCUAAAUACUCUCACAGACGAAGCGCUUGACGAAUGCACCAUACCUGAGAUAAACCUAAAUGAUUUUGAAGGAAUGUCGGAAGAUGAAGAACAGCAGGAGAACCAGAGUGAUAAUGAGGGUGACGAUGAAGACAAAUUGCAGUUUCAAUACUCAACCCAUGAUCCGAAGGUGAAAUGGAACAAAAUGAAGCCAGUUCUUGGAGAGAGAGCAAAGUGUAGUGCAAUUUCUAUAAUAGAUGGAAAGUUGAGUGAUCACUAUGCAAAAGUUUGGGAUUAUGGACAUGAGCUGAUAAGGUACAAUCCAGGGAAUACAAUUCACAUAUUUGUCACUGUAAACCCUGAUAACACUACUACUUUCCAUAAAAUGUAUACAUGUUUUAAGGCUAUCAAAGAAGGAUGGAAAGUUGGUUGUCGAAGAGUUAUAGGGCUUGAUGGGAGUUUUUUGAAAGUACAAUGUAAAGGUGAGCUGCUAACUUCCAUAGGGAGGGAUGCAAAUGGAAAUUGA